CGCCGCUUGGGUCUCUUCGCUCCUGUGAGGCGCCGGGCUCGGCCAUGAACCGGUGCGCUGAGGCGGCGGCGGUGGCGGCCUCGGGACCCGGCGCGGGCGUCGGGAACGCGGGGCAGCGGCCGCCCAGAGUGCCCCGCCAGGCGUCCUUCUUCCCGCCGCCCGUGCGCAACCCCUUCGUGCAGCAGACACGGCUGGGCGCGGCGAGGCGCAUCCAGAUUUUCUUUCUUGGAAUUAUCCUGCUUCCAAUUCGUGCCCUGUUGCUUGCAUUAAUUUUAUUACUGGCGUGGCCAUUUGCUGCAAUUUCAACAACAUGCUGUCCUGAAAAGCUGACCCACCCAAUAACUGGUUGGAAGAGGAAAAUUACUCAGCCAGUCUUGAAGUUUCUAGGCCAUGCCAUGUUCUUUUCAAUGGGAUUUAUAGUUACCGUGAAAGGAAAGAUUGCAAGUCCUGUGGAAGCACCAAUUUUUGUUGUUGCCCCUCAUUCAACAUUCUUUGAUGGAAUUGCCUGUGUUGUGGCUGGGUUACCUUCUAUAGUAUCUCGACAUGAGAAUGUGCAGGUGCCUCUGAUUGGCAGAAUAUUGCGGGCUCUGCAACCAGUGUUGGUGUCCCGUGUAGAUCCAGAUUCUCGAAAAAACACAAUAAAUGAAAUAAUAAGGCGGGCCACAUCAGGAGGGGAAUGGCCCCAGAUACUAGUUUUCCCAGAAGGUACUUGUACUAAUCGUUCCUGUUUGAUUACUUUUAAACCAGGGGCCUUCAUUCCAGGAGUUCCAGUGCAGCCAGUUCUCCUCAGAUACCCAAACAAGCUGGAUACUGUGACAUGGACAUGGCAAGGAUAUAAAUUCAUUCAACUUUGUGUGCUCACUUGCUGCCAGCCCUUCACAAAGGUGGAAGUUGAGUGCCGACCUCUGCCAAGUUGUAUGAUAUGCCUUCACAUCCUGACCAAAGGAGCUACAGUAGCUGGUAGAACCCCACAACUUCUUGAAGAAUUUAUGCCUGUUCAGAUACCAAAUGAUGAAGAAAAAAGUGAUCCUGUCCUUUUUGCCAGUACAGUCCGGAAUUUAAUGGCAGAAGCUCUGAGAAUUCCAGUAACAGAUCACACCUAUGAAGACUGCAGAUUGAUGAUUUCAGCAGGACAGCUAACACUGCCUAUGGAAGCUGGGUUGGUGGAAUUUACCAAAAUCAGCCGGAAAUUGAAAUUAGAUUGGGAUGGGAUUUGUAAGCAUUUGGAUGAAUAUGCCGCUAUUGCAAGUUCCUCUAAAGGAGGAAGAAUCGGAAUUGAAGAAUUUGCGGAGUAUUUGAAGCUGCCUGUUUCAGAUGUCUUGAGACAACUUUUUGCGCUCUUUGACAGGAACCAUGAUGGCAGUAUCGACUUCCGAGAGUAUGUAAUUGGCCUGGCUGUCCUGUGCAACCCUGCCAACACAGAGGAGAUCAUCCAGGUGGCAUUUAAGCUCUUUGACGUUGACGAGGAUGGCUUCAUAACAGAGGAAGAGUUCGCCACCAUUCUGCAGGCUUCCCUUGGAGUGCCUGACCUUGAUGUUUCUGGUCUCUUCAAGGAAAUAGCCCAGGGGGAUUCUGUUUCAUAUGAGGAAUUUAAAAGUUUUGCCCUAAAGCAUCCAGAAUAUGCUAAGAUAUUUACAACCUACUUAGACCUCCAGACGUGCCAUGUGUUUUCAUUACCAAAAGAAGUCCAAGCAACUCCCUCAGUCGUAAGUAAUAAAGUCAGCCCUGAAAGUCAUGAAGAGAGUACCUCAGACAAAAAGGACAACUGAAAGCAAACAUUCCUAAUAAGGAAAACGCGGUGGCUUUUACUUGAAAUUUCAAAGGCAUUUACUGAUAGUAUUUUAUUUGUGAUUGAGUAAUGAUGUUUAAAAUAGAAAGCUUUUUUAUAAAAAAAUGAUAGAUUUUCUUAUUGAAAUGCUUCUAUUCACAUGUGUUAUCAAGUAAUAUUCAUUUUCUUUUACAUUAUAUUUUGCUAUACUGAUGGGCUUAUUGGCGAUAAAGAUGUUUUUAUGGAUUUUCCAGGUUAAUUUGCAUAUCCAAAUGAAUGAAAUGGUCUCCCUUAUUUACUGAUGAGCAUUAAUCAACGCUGCAAAAAGUUUUUAAAAGUAUAAAUAAUUUUUCAUUUACUUUCCUCUAAAGAAAUAAGGUUAGCUUUAAUCCCUUCCCAUUCUAGAAAUAAGAAUGAAGAGUCUGAGGAACGUUGCAGAAUUUUAUACCUUUAACUUCACAGAUUCAUUUUUUCCAUUUGCAUUUCAGUUUCUUGGAUCACUAAACAUGGGGGGAUUGGAAGGGAGAGCUCCGCUAAUUAGAUGAGACUUCUUAAAAACUCAUAUUCUCUUGACCAUGCAUCCCUAUUGUAGAUUUCCUUAACCACCUGCUAAGGAGAUCAUAACCUUUUGCAUGAUCUACAGAUUUAGAACUUUGUUUUAAAGACAACAGCUAUGGCCAAAGGCUAUGUGGGAAUUGCCUUAUCGAAGGUAACAUUAAUUGCCUAACGAGAAAAAUUGUUUGCCACAGAGUUUAGUUUAAUUUGAGUUGGGUAGUUUAGAAUGUAGCCCUUGCCCAGUAAAUGAAUCAGAUUUACUUUAUUUAUAUAUUAUUAGAAUUAAUAUAUUUUAUCAUCUAAGUGGGAGUUUUAUUUUAUUGUGUCCUCUCAAAUUUUAGAGCUUGCCUGAAAUAUCUACAGGGAAAAUACGAAAGGUUCCAAAUUAUCACCAAAAGCUAAGGAAUCCAAAAACCUACUUUAUUAAUGCAAGACCACAAUUUAACCCCCAGGCAAGAAUUUAACGGUGAUAUUUUUUUCCUUUAGGUUAAGCAAUAAUUUCCCUCAAGUGCCAUUUUAUUAUAUGUCACGCAUGCUUACUAAAAAGUUUCAUCCUUAAGUAUGAAGGAUGAAACAGUAUGAUUGUUUGCUUUUUACAUAUCUUAAGUUAUUUAGACAGAGCAUUGAAUAAGCUGAAAACAAUUUCUUAAGUAAUUAGGAAAGUACAUCUUUAUAAUAUUGGUUGUCAUAUGCAAUUGAAUGUAUGUUAUUACUCAGGUACCAUGAUUUUUAUCACAGAAAACCCACAUAUUAAUCCCAUUAAUCAUGAAAAGGUAGCAUUUUAAAUCACAAGCUUUCUGUGAGGCUCUUGAAAGUGAUCCCAUUGUUUUCCUGUUUUAAAGUAAUAUUUUAUGUUCUUUAAUUCCACUUCUGCCAAUGUAAUAUUCCUAUUUUAUUAUGUUACUGAACAAACUUGCUACAUAAAAUUCUUGGCAAUUAAAAAUUCUGGUUUUGCCA
Delphinapterus leucas (beluga whale) is the source of this 3280-nucleotide messenger RNA. It is a transcript of the gene LPCAT2, whose product is annotated as lysophosphatidylcholine acyltransferase 2. Gene Ontology annotation, cellular component: endoplasmic reticulum. The record is from RefSeq and is a predicted model, not a curated record. Lineage: Eukaryota; Metazoa; Chordata; Mammalia; Artiodactyla; Monodontidae. Gene Ontology annotation, molecular function: calcium ion binding; lysophosphatidic acid acyltransferase activity; 1-acylglycerophosphocholine O-acyltransferase activity.